Molecule: messenger RNA, 6080 nt
Organism: Drosophila obscura
Lineage: Eukaryota; Metazoa; Arthropoda; Insecta; Diptera; Drosophilidae
Product: metabotropic glutamate receptor 2
Exons: 17
Coding region: 272-4546 (1424 amino acids)
Biological process (GO): G protein-coupled receptor signaling pathway
Cellular component (GO): membrane
Molecular function (GO): G protein-coupled receptor activity
Source: RefSeq, a predicted model, not a curated record
CUCCGUGCAGCAGGAGCCACUGAAAUUAGCAGCCACAUCAAUUUUCAGCUCGGACUUAAUUAAACGCGUGUUGUCGACGGCCAGCUGAAUUCCGGGACGAAUUCUUGUUGAAAAUUAAUUGAAAUUUACAACCCGAAACGACUGGCAACAGGCGGAAAACAAAUGCGUUCAACAUCGUCAAUCCAGCUGCUCCUGCUGCUGAGCCCGGUUGCGCCUCCGCUUUCGUUGUUGCACUGAUCUCAUCAAACACACCCAACAAGUUUGCGGAGAAAUGGCUGGAAGAACACAACAGGCACGAGGCGCCACCAACACCGCCACUGUCACGGUUCUGCUGCUACUGCUACUGACGAGCUGCGGGAAUUUUCAACAAGCAUUGGGGCACAAUGGAGACCAGCCAUUACCGUGGCUAUGGGACGAGGGAGCGACGACAGCUAUGCCAAGGUCCACACUGUACUCUGCGAACAAAAGCGGCAAUUUAAAUUCGCGAUUUGCAACAGAACCAGAACCAGCAGCAACACCGCUCACCGAAACCAUGAGACCCAUAGAUGAGCAGCAGGUGACAGCCGUAGUGGAGGAAGCGGUCCUUCAGGUGACACCCGCAAACGAGGGAGAACGCAGAGCAGGCCAAUUACCUUUAAGUGUGCUUGCAAGUGCAGCUUCAACUGCAACCGGAAAUCUAAUAUCAACAACAACAGAAGGACAAGAAGGUUCUUCCAAGUCUUUUGUGUCCAGAAUACUGGGAAAAGCAACUGUAAACCAGCAGCAGAAGCUGAUGAAAGAUACAGUUACCAUGGCAGAAAGUGCUAAAGCAGCAGGAGCAGAAGCGGAACCUAGAGCAGUGCCAGGUGUUGCAGGAUCAGCAAAAGAAGCAGCAGCAGCAUCGGUAGUGCCAAACGGAAGGGCAGCAACCACAGAGACAGCAACCGAGAUACAACGGAUGCGAGUCAUGCAAGCACAAGCCGCAACAGAGGAACCGGAGAUGCCCUUAAAAACAACUGUAUUACCCGUGGAAAAUGUGCAACCAAUGGCCGCGGCAGCAGCAGAAGCAGCAGUGGGUGCCACAGAGCCAACAAUCCCAAGGGGAAAAGCAAACAAUGAAACUACAGCUGGUACACCACCAACAGUUCCAAUAAUACAUAUACAAGAGAAGCGCGUGGCGCCAACGACACCCACACCUACAACAACAAAAACAUCGCAUGGAGAAAAUAAAAAUGUUGGCCAAGCUGAAAUCAAAUUCAAUAUGGACAUGCUGGCUGCCACACAAAGCUAUGUUAAUGCCACUGGGCCGACAUGGGGCGAAACACAGCAAACAGAUCCAAUAGCGAUGUCCACAAUAAUAGAAACAACGCUUCAAAUAGCAGCAGCCGCAGGAGUUGGAAAAACCGUGCCUACACCCAGGUUAUUGGGCGGAGCCGGCCACAUGGUGCAACUCCUGGCCAAUGCUAUGGGCAGCUCCGCACCACCGCCCUCAUCCGUGUGGCCCGUGAAACAUGCGGCAGUGCUGGAGGGCGACGUCAUCCUUGGCGGCCUAAUGAUGGUGCAUUCGCGUGAGGACAGCAUCACCUGCGGGCCCAUCAUGCCACAGGGCGGCAUCCAGGCACUGGAGGCGAUGCUGUAUACCCUGGACCAAGUGAACAAGCAGCAAUUGCUGCCGAACGUCACACUGGGCGCCCAUUUGCUGGACGACUGCGACAAGGAUACCUACGGCCUGGAGAUGGCAGUUGACUUUAUAAAAGGCUCCAUCAGCAACAUUGACGAUGCCGAGUAUCAUUGCAACAAGACGCAAGUACGAAAGGUCAUCUCGGGGGUGGUGGGUGCCGCCUCAUCGGUAACCUCCAUACAAGUGGCCAAUUUAUUGCGCUUAUUCCGCAUACCCCAGGUAUCCUACUUUUCGACCAGUCCCGAGCUCAGCAACAAGCAGCGCUUCGAAUAUUUCUCUCGCACCAUACCCUCGGAUCAUUACCAGGUGAAGGCCAUGGUAGAGAUUGUGAUGCGGAUGGGAUGGAGCUACGUUUCGAUAAUAUACGAGGAGAGUAAUUACGGCAUCAAGGCCUUCGAAGAGCUGGAGGAUCUACUGGCACGCCAUAACAUUUGCAUUGCCAUCAAGGAGAAGCUGGUAAAGGAUUCUGGAGUGGCCGAGGAUAUUGCAUACGAUAAUAUCGUGCAGAAGCUGUUGACCAAGCCGCGGGCCCGAGGUGCCAUCAUCUUCGGCUCCGACCAGGAAGUGAGGCAAGUGAUGCGGGCCGUACGGCGGGCCAAUGCAACGGGCUCGUUCUCCUGGAUAGGCUCCGAUGGCUGGAGUGCUCGAAAUCUCGUAUCGGACGACUACGAGCCAGAGGUGGAGGGCACUCUUUCCGUGCAGCCCCAAGCGAAUCCAGUGCGCGGCUUCGAGGAGUACUUCCUCAAUUUAACUGUGGAGAACAACCAGCGUAAUCCGUGGUUCGUGGAAUUCUGGGAGGAUCAUUUCCAAUGCCGCUACCCUGGCAGCACCAGCACCCCCUACAAUAACUACACCAAACAGUGCACCACCAAAGAGCGACUCUCGCGGCAGAACACUGACUUUGAGGACCAACUGCAGUUCGUUAGCGAUGCGGUUAUGGCAUUUGCCUACGCCCUAAGGGACAUGCAUCACGACCUGUGCGGUGGACGGCCUUCGCUGUGCGAUGCCAUGAAGCCCACCAAAGGAGCCGACUUGCUGAAAUAUUUGCGUAAAGUUCAGUUUAAAGGCCUCAGCGGCGACCAUUUUCGCUUCGAUGUGAACGGCGAUGGACCGGCCCGGUACAACAUCAUUCACUUCAAGCAGUCGCAGAUCGGUCAGUACCAUUGGGUGAAGGUGGGCGAGUACUACGAGGGCGAGCUGCGUCUGAAUAUGUCGGAGGUGAAGUUUAAGCGACUGAGUCCAAAGCCACCGGAGUCCGUUUGCAGUUUGCCCUGCGAUGUGGGCCAGGCCAAGAAAUAUGUCGAGGGCGAGAGCUGCUGCUGGCACUGUUUCAAUUGUACAACUUAUCAAAUUCGCCACCCUGAUGACGAGACCCACUGCCAGCUGUGCAAAUGGGGCACGCUGCCCGAUGCCCACAAGCAGUACUGCCGUGCCAUACCGGAGGUUUACCUGCGUCCAGAGUCCGCCUGGGCCAUCGGUGCCAUGGCGUUCAGCUCAACGGGUAUCCUGAUAACGCUCUUUGUGAUGGGGGUAUUUGUCAGGCACAACGACACGCCUAUUGUACGGGCCUCGGGACGGGAGCUGAGCUACAUUCUGCUGGCUGGUAUUUUCAUGUGCUACGGCGUCACCUUUGCCCUGGUCCUGAAGCCCACCAACAUCGUGUGCGCCAUUCAGCGGUUCGGCGUUGGCUUCUGCUUCACCGUUGUCUAUGCUGCACUGCUGACCAAAACGAAUCGCAUCGCACGCAUCUUCAAAGCGGGCAAACAGUCGGCCAAGCGACCCUCGUUCAUUAGCCCGAAAUCACAGCUGGUGAUUUGUAUGUUCCUCGUCACUGUCCAGAUAAUCAUCAACGGCGUUUGGAUGGUAAUUGCACCAUCACAUGCCAUGCAUCAUUAUCCGACACGCGAGGAUAAUAUGCUCGUUUGCGACUCGUAUAUAGAUGCCUCCUACAUGAUUGCGUUCUUUUAUCCAAUCGUUUUGAUUGUAAUUUGCACGGUCUACGCGGUGCUCACGCGAAAGAUACCCGAGGCAUUCAACGAAUCGAAGCAUAUUGGCUUCACCAUGUACACGACCUGCGUAAUUUGGCUGGCAUUUGUGCCACUGUACUUUGGCACCGCCAACCAUGUGCCCCUGCGCAUCACCAGCAUGUCGGUGACCAUCAGUCUGUCCGCCAGUGUGACCAUUGCAUGUCUGUUCUCGCCCAAGCUCUACAUCAUACUAAUUCGUCCGGAGCGUAAUGUCCGGCAGAGCAUGAUGCCACCGCGUCAUGGCAACAUGCACCGCACCGCUGGCACAGGACCCUCGUCGAUGAUGGCCGCGGCUGUUGUGGGCGCCGCCACCUGCGCCCAGGAGGAGAAGAUACAGCGGCACAUUACGCCCACCAAUACGGAGCCAUCAUUGAAGACGAAAAAAUUAUGCGAAAUGGCCACACAGACGAUAUCUAGCAUUUUCACAUCGCUGGACAUCAAUGCCUAUAACCAGAUUCCCUAUGCCGAUCAGUUUGUGGCCAAUAAUACGGCCACGGAAGCCACAACCACGCCCCCGGCCAAUGCAGACAAUGAGCGGGAGCAGGUGGUGUCAAACAACAACAAAAUCAAUCAGAUGCAACACGGCCAGUCGACGGCGGCUGCCGUUACCAUUGUUGUCUCAACGGCCGUCAAUUGUGUUGGCAGCCCUCCGGCACUCACAGCAACAGCAGCAACAGCAACAACAGCAGCAACAGCAACAACAACAACAGCAGGUGUAGUGGGAACAACAGCUGCAGCAGUGACAGCGAUAGCUGCCACAGUCACUACAAUUGCAACAUCCACCAGCACAGAUGCCAAAGAUGCCACAGAAACCACCAAUGGCAGCCAUCGGGGCCCCGUUCUGCAGACAAACUUAUAGCUAAACGCUCAGGAAUUGCAGCAGCAGCUGCUUAAGGAGCAGCAUCGACAGCGUCAGCGGGAGUCAUUGGAGCCGGCACAGGAGCCACUGAAGGAGGAACAGCAGCAGCAGCAGGGUUCCGGCAGCGAUGGCGGCAGCAUAGGCAGUGGAACCGCCUCCAGGAAGCGGGCAGCCAUACCCGUUUAAUUUCCACCCAAGAAGAAGAAUCCAAUACCAAAUAUGCAAGUACGAGUAAGUGCAAGAAAAUGUGAAUAUAAGUACUUAAAGUUUUCCAAGUGUCAGACAGGGACAGGCACAGAGUACAGGGAGAGAGAGAGCACUGGGAACCAAGUGGGGGAACGAACGCCUUCUCAUGUUAUCUAAAACGAAACUUGAUAAACUUUAGCAGCAACAUGAGGGGGCAGGCCCCAGGGAACUAAGUUAUGAACAUUUAUGCAUGUGUAUCCGCUAUUCCGCUCCCCUCAACCGAAUACAUUCGGUUUUCAAUGAAGCAUCAACCGCUUAGUAACCAAACCAAACCAAAGCAAAGCAAACCAAACCAAACGAUUUGUCAAACAAUUUGUCAGCCAUUAAGCAAAUAAAUCAAUAUUAAGUGUUUAUCUUUAAGCUCUUUAAGCUAAUACUUUCUUCAAGGAUGGUGUUUCUACAGAAAAGAAAAAAGAUACGGAAACCGAAAACCGACAACUAAGAAAAGGAAAAUGAAUGAAAAAUGUGAUAUAAUUUCAAAAAUGUUUUUUCUAAAACUACGUUUAACUACCAGUAAAACUAACUAUCUGAAUGUAACACUUAAGAGUAGGAGCUGAAGGUGCAAGUUAGACCUGUGCCACAGCACUGGAGUAGACAGAGAGAUAGAGAGAGAGAGUCAAUGAGGGGGCGCAAUUAUGUUCCCAAGGGGCUGGGCUGACUUCAGCCCCUUUCGAAUGUAGCGGCAGGAAUGGAACGGAGGUAUAAACAAUAGCAAUUAAAAUUGCAUUUAUUGUGUUGUUUUGAGCCCAGCAACAUGGUAGAUUUAAUUGUUGUCCAACUCGAUGUGUAAAUAGCCUGCAUAUAUACAUAGGAAAUAUACCUCUAGCCUCGUAUUCUCUAGAUGUGUGUACAAAAUAUUAAUGUUGAUUGUGCUGUUUACCAUUUGAAUGUGUGUUGACUUUAAAUAUAUAUCCCAAUAAAUACAUACAUAAUUGUAUAUGUAUUCUAAGUAUGUCUAAGAAAUAAUAAUACAUAUUAAAAGUUUAGCCAAAUGUUAAGACAGUUUAAGAAGUUAGCCCAAUGUUUGAUAUUUGAUUCUCUGUGUGUGUUACGUGUACAUAAAUAAGCAAACGAAACCAAAUGAACAUUUAUGAAUGUCUUUCACUUGAUUCACAGCCAAUACUCGUUAUAAUAAGAAUAAUAUACAUAUUAUUAACAAUAAAUAUGAUGCUAAAUGUUGUUAGGCUGCAUAUACAUACAUAUAUUUACGAAUAAAUCGAAUCAAAACGAAACGAAACGAAAUCGUUUCCUCUCGUUUCAUUGGGUGGUCAGAACCAGGGCCUCAGCU